AUGAAAAUGGCCUCAUCAAUAACUAUUCCAAGGCGACUUCCACUGCUAUUAGUCGCUGACAAUGUUUUAUUACCGGGGUCAUCGAUGCGAAUUCCUGUCAGAAGUAUGAAAAACAUGAAUAUGGUGAAAAGUCGAUUGCUGGGGAGGAAUACAUUAAGUAGUACAGUUAUUGGUGUCAUACCAAAACAAGAAAGUACAGAAGAUGAUGAUGGAGAAAUUUCAGGACUUCAUUCAAUAGGCACAGCUGCUGUUGUGGUUCAAAUAACAGGUACUAACUGGCCAAGACCAGCUUAUACCCUACUGGUAACUGGUUUGUGUAGGUUUAAAGUGGAUAAAUUGUUACAGGAAUCACCUUAUCCUGUUGCUACAGUAACACAACUUGAUAAACUUGGAACUGAUGAUAAAGGUAAUGUUUCUGGAGAUGAAGAAUUGAUUACAUUGGCAGAACAUUUCCGUGAACAAGCUUCAAAAUUAGUUGAGAUGUUAGAUGUUUCGAUUCCAGUUGUUGCAAAGUUAAAGAGGAUGUUAGAAAGUUUACCAAGUCAACAUUUACCAGAUGUAUGUGCUGCUAUUGUUAAAGCAUCAUAUACAGAGAAAUUACAAGUUUUAGAUGCUAUAGAUUUAACGGACAGAUUUAAUAAAGCUUUACCAUUACUAGUUAGACAAAUAGAGGGAUUGAAACUACUACAGAAAGCCCGUAAAGAUGGUAAAGUAGAAAUUAUAACGAGAAAAGAAAGUAAUAAAUCUAUCAAUAUGAGACAAUUAUUUCAAAAAUUAAAUACACCAACUCAAGAUGAAGAUGGGGAAGAGAAUGAAGAUGUAGAAGAAAGUCAGGAUAUGGAACAAAAAAUAAAGGAAUGUAAAAUGUCAGAUAUUGCCUAUAAAGCUGCUAUGAAAGAAUUAAAAAGAUUAAAGAAGAUGCCUCAACAUAUGCCUGAACAUGCUAUGAUCAGGAAUUAUUUGGAAUUGAUGACAGAACUUCCGUGGUCUAAAUGUACUAAAGAUGCACUGGACAUCAUACAGGCAAGGAAAGAUAUGGAUGUAGACCAUUAUGGACUUGAUAAAUUAAAGAAGAGAGUAUUAGAAUAUUUAGCUGUACGGCAGUUAAAGAAUUCUCUGAAAGGACCAAUAUUAUGUUUUGUUGGAGCACCUGGUGUUGGUAAAACUAGUUUAGGAAAGUCAAUAUCCAGUACAUUAGGCAGGGAGUUUCACAGAAUAGCUCUAGGUGGAGUGUCUGAUCAAUCUGAUAUAAGAGGACAUCGAAGAACUUAUAUUGGAUCUAUGCCUGGUCGUAUUAUACAAGGUUUAAAAACUGUGGGUGUCAAUAAUCCUGUCUUUCUUUUUGAUGAAAUUGAUAAACUGAGUCGAGGACCACAUGGUGAUCCAGCUGCAGCAUUAUUAGAAGUUCUAGAUCCAGAACAAAAUCAUAGUUUUGUGGAUCACUAUUUGAAUGUUCCAUUUGAUCUAUCACAAGUGUUAUUUAUUGCUACUGCUAACAAUAUGUCAACAAUACCACCAGCUUUAUUAGAUAGAAUGGAGGUGAUACAGAUACCAGGUUAUACUGAGGAAGAAAAAAUACACAUUGCUGUUAGACAUCUUAUACCUAAACAAUUACAAGAACAUGGCUUAACUGAAGAGAAAUUACAAAUUCCUGCUGAUACUGUUAAAAUAAUAGUAUCAAACUAUACCCGGGAAGCUGGAGUAAGAAAGUUAGAAAGACGUUUAGCUGCUAUCUGUAGAGCAGUAGCUGUUAGAGUAGCAGAAGGUAUCUCCAAAACUAAACAUGAGAAAUUAGAAAGUUUAGAAGAGAACAGAAAAGAAAUGUUAAAUAAUAAUAGUUUAUCAGAGAUAGACUCUAAUACAGCAUCUGCUCUAGCUCAUCCACCAGAAAUGCCAAUUGUUAUUGAUGAUGCUGCUCUUGAAGAUAUACUUGGGCCACCUGUGUAUGACAUAGAAACCAAAGAUAGAUUACAGCAACCUGGUGUAGCUAUAGGUUUAGCUUGGACAGCUAUGGGUGGUGAAAUAAUGUUUGUAGAGGCUUCACGUGUUGAAAAUACUGAGAGGGAAGGAAAACUUACUCUCACUGGCCAACUGGGUGAUGUCAUGAAAGAAUCAGCUAAUUUAGCCUUAAACUGGGUCCGAGCUAAUUCAAAAAAGUUACAUUUAAAACUAGAUGGAGAUAUAUUCAAUUGUACUGAUAUACAUAUACAUUUCCCUGCUGGUGCUGUGGGAAAAGAUGGUCCGUCAGCUGGAGUUACCAUAACAACAGUCCUUGUUUCAUUAUUCAGUGGUAAAUGUGUGCGCAAUGAUACAGCUAUGACAGGGGAAAUUACUCUGAGAGGUUUAGUCUUGCCAGUGGGAGGAAUAAAGGAGAAGGUUCUAGCAGCCCAUAGAGCUGGUAUUAAUAGAAUAAUAUUACCAAAAAGAAAUGAGAAAGACUUACACGAAAUUCCUGAUAAUAUUAGGAGAGAUAUUAGUUUUAUAUUUGCCAGUCAACUUGGUGAUGUUCUGAAUGCAGCAUUUAAUGAUGGCUUUCCUGCCCUCAAUGUCCCUGUUAUAACAGACAGUAAAUUGUAA
Messenger RNA from Lottia gigantea (owl limpet), 2577 nucleotides. RefSeq lists its product as hypothetical. The record is from RefSeq and is a predicted model, not a curated record. Gene Ontology annotation, cellular component: peroxisomal matrix. Gene Ontology annotation, biological process: protein catabolic process; protein targeting to peroxisome; protein quality control for misfolded or incompletely synthesized proteins. The transcript is spliced from 17 exons. Lineage: Eukaryota; Metazoa; Mollusca; Gastropoda; Lottiidae. The coding region runs from base 1 to 2577 and encodes 858 amino acids. Gene Ontology annotation, molecular function: ATP-dependent peptidase activity; ATP binding; ATP hydrolysis activity.